Messenger RNA from Drosophila albomicans, 832 nucleotides. It is a transcript of the gene mad2, whose product is annotated as mitotic spindle assembly checkpoint protein MAD2A. The transcript has 3 exons. NCBI's taxonomy places the organism in Eukaryota, Metazoa, Arthropoda, Insecta, Diptera, Drosophilidae. The record is from RefSeq and is a predicted model, not a curated record. Gene Ontology annotation, cellular component: cytoplasm; kinetochore; nucleoplasm. The coding region runs from base 99 to 725 and encodes 208 amino acids. Gene Ontology annotation, biological process: mitotic spindle assembly checkpoint signaling.
AUGUUGUGGUCACACUGUUAAAAAGAGCUUCAAAUCGAGCGGCUUUUAUUUUUACAUGUAAAAGAAAAUUUUGUAACUUUAUAAUAGUAAUAUCAAAAAUGUCAACGGCUCAAGCAACAAAGAAUUGCAUUACACUAAAGGGCUCAGCGCAGAUUAUUGUCGAGUACCUAAAGUAUGGCAUCAAUUCAAUACUGUUUCAACGUGGCAUUUAUCCAGCUGAAAAUUUUGACAACACACAACAAUAUGGCUUAACCAUUCUCAUGUCCAAGGACCCCAAAAUCGUGAGCUUUCUGCAAAAUGUUUUAACACAAACCGAAGAAUGGUUGGCGAAGAAUAUGAUUAAUAAGAUAUCAAUGGUCAUUACCAAUGCACACACCAAAGAAGUGCUCGAGUGUUGGGACUUUAAAAUGCAAGCCGAAGCAGGCGAUGGCGUUGAAGCUGGCGAUCCCACCAAGCAAACUUCAUCCAAACAAUUGAGUCGCAUACAAAACGAGAUUCGUGAUGUGAUGCGCCAGAUAUCGGCCACAGUCAGCUAUUUGCCACUUCUUGAUUGCAUUUGCACCUUCGAUGUGAUGAUUCAUACACUACAAAACACCGAGAUUCCGGCACAAUGGAACGAAACUGGAGCUGUCUUCAUUCAGAAUGCUCAGGCCGUGCAGUUGCGUUCGUUCUCAACGGGAUUGCAAAAGGUGGACACUGUGGUCAACUAUAAGAUGAGCUCCUAAGUUAUAUUCAUAGUAUUUAUUCUGUAUUUACAUAAGUUAAAGUUGCGAACUUGAAUUUGAAAAGCCCAAAUUGGGGCGAGUUAAUUAUUAAAUUAGUAUUAAAAUGA